AGUUGCACACUCCCACUACAUAUCUAAUCUCUUUCAAUUCUCUGCACAUCUCAUUCAUUUCUCCCAUAUUAUACCAUCUCUUUCAGUAUCAAUCUCUCUGUGUUUCAUCCAAACAAAUUAUUAAUGGCAGCCUCUGGUUUUGAAGGCUUUGAGAAGCGCCUGGAGCUCCAGUUCUUUGGAGAUGAUCCUUCAGUGCUGACAGGCAUGGGUCUGAGGCAGCUCGAGUUCGAGUCCCUAGAACAAGUCCUAGAUGCUGUGCAAUGCACCGUGGUCUCGGCUGUGGGAAACCACUUCUUCGAUGCCUACGUGUUAUCAGAGUCCAGCCUCUUCGUCUACCCCACAAAGAUCAUCAUCAAGACAUGCGGGACCACCCAGCUUCUCAAAUCCAUCCGUCCGUUGCUUCUCUACGCACGUCACCUUGGCCUCACUCUCUGCUCCUGCCGCUACACUCGAGGUAGCUUUAUCUUCCCCAUGGCACAGCCCUUUCCCCACACCAGCUUCAAGGAAGAAGUUAUCUAUUUGGAAGAUUGCCUCCCCAGCAAUCUUUGCUAUAGAAAGGCCUCGGUUAUGCCCUCUAAAAUCCCCUCCCAUUCUUGGCAUGUUUUCACUGCUGCUAGCGAUGAGGCUCACGUGAUGAUCGGCAGCACCCCGCAUGUUCCUGACGUGCUGUACACACUGGAAAUCUGCAUGACAGAGCUCGACCGUGUCCUCGCUCGCAAAUUCUUUAAGCGUCCCGGGGAUGAAAAGACCGGCGAUUCUGCAGGGAAAGAGAUGACCAAGCUGACUGGUAUCGGAGACAUUAACCCCGGUGCUCUUAUUUGUGAUUUUGCGUUCGAUCCUUGCGGUUACUCCAUGAAUGGCAUUAUCGAUGGUGACCGCUACUCCACCAUUCAUGUAACCCCUGAGGAUGGUUUCAGCUACGCCAGCUUCGAGUUCGUUGGGUCCAUUUACGAUGAUCACGACGAUGAUGUUGCUCAGGUUUUGAAGAAGGUGGUGCAAGUCUUCCGGCCGGCAACCAUGUCUGUAUCGACUACAUGCACAAGCCAUGAGGUGUGGACAAAGGUGGCAACAGCGCUCGAGCCUCUUGGUUGGAAAUGCCGGAGUUGCACAAUGGAUGAAUUCCCGGCGGCCGGGAGUGUAGUGUUUCAAACGUUUACGAGUCGCCGGAAGUAAGCGAUCGACCGGGAAGAAUUGGCAAUGGUGGUUGCGGUGGUGGUAGAUAUGAUCAGAAGGAGUUCGUUCCAAUAGGAGGAAAAAAGAGAUCAGAACUAGGGAGUUAGAGUUAGUUGAAAAUCGUAGGGGUGGGUGAUCAUGAUGACGAUCGAUCGACGACGUGGACGAAUCUGAUUGGGUAACAAGAUGAUGAAUGUGGGGUUGACUUGUGCAGAAAGAUUUUCAAAAAAAAAAAAAAAAAAAGUUGGGGGGGAAAAUAUAUAUAAGAGAUGAUGAGGGGCUGAUUUGGUAAGUAGGAAGCAGAAAUUAAAAGGGUUUGGUGGGAUACUGGGAUAUCGAUCUCAUCAUCAUGAUAAGGCACCCCACUUAGAGUUGCACGCCUAAGAUUUUGAGGAUUUGAUAGUGGUGGGAAGAGAAGAUCAGAAGGGUUAAAAAAGUGCACUUGUUUCAUGAGUUCAUAUUGAAGUACUCUUUCAAUAUUGAUCUCCAUCUUCUUCUAUUCUUUCUAUAUUUCAU
Messenger RNA from Juglans regia (Persian walnut), 1689 nucleotides. Its product is annotated as S-adenosylmethionine decarboxylase proenzyme 4-like. Gene Ontology annotation, biological process: spermine biosynthetic process; spermidine biosynthetic process. The coding region runs from base 124 to 1173 and encodes 349 amino acids. The transcript has a single exon. The record is from RefSeq and is a predicted model, not a curated record. NCBI's taxonomy places the organism in Eukaryota, Viridiplantae, Streptophyta, Magnoliopsida, Fagales, Juglandaceae. Gene Ontology annotation, molecular function: adenosylmethionine decarboxylase activity. Gene Ontology annotation, cellular component: cytosol.